Culex quinquefasciatus (southern house mosquito) is the source of this 732-nucleotide messenger RNA. RefSeq names its product carbonic anhydrase 7. Gene Ontology annotation, cellular component: cytoplasm. The coding region runs from base 1 to 732 and encodes 243 amino acids. The transcript is spliced from 2 exons. The record is from RefSeq and is a predicted model, not a curated record. Lineage: Eukaryota; Metazoa; Arthropoda; Insecta; Diptera; Culicidae. Gene Ontology annotation, molecular function: zinc ion binding; carbonate dehydratase activity.
AUGCAGAGUCCGAUCGAGCUGACGUCGUUGACAGCACGUCCGGGUAUUGAGAACAAUGGUCAGCUGGAGUUUAGCGGAUACCAGCAGGAUCCGACCCAGGUUAAUGUGACGAACGAUGGUCACACAGCCGUCUACAGCUUCAAUUUUCCGGAACCGGUUGUUGCACGGGGAGGUCCCCUGCAGGGUAACUAUCAGUUCUCGAGUUUGCAUUUCCACUGGGGAGCAGAGUCGGAUCGAGGAGCGGAGCACGUGGUAGACGGUAAACGGCACACCAUGGAGAUGCACUUGGUGUUUUACAACCAGAUCUACGGAUCGUUUGACAACGCCAAGACUCAGUGCAACGGUUUAGCCGUUUUGGGUGUUUUCUUCCAAAACAGUACCGCCGAACCGGAUUAUCGCUGGAUUCCAGCUUUGUACGAGGUGCAGACCGCUGGGACCAGCUACACCUUGCCGGACCCAACGGCGUUCAACAUUAAGGGGUUGAUCGGAGCGCGAAGAAAGCCGUACUUUAGCUACCAUGGAAGUUUGACUACACCGCCGUACUAUGAAUCGGUUACUUGGCUGGUGAUGAAGAAACCACUGCAGGUGUCCGAGAACCAGAUGAGUGCGUUCCGUUCGCUGAAGGACGAAGAUGGUAAUCCGUUGGUUGACAACUACCGGGAGUUGCAGCCCAUCAACGGGAGAACCAUUCUGCUGUACUCGGAUACUGGAUUUGAUCGGAUCAUGCCAUAA